CUCUUCCCCCUCACAGUGCAACUUCCUCAUUCAGCGCCUUGUGUUCGAUGAGACUGAGGCACACACUCCUGAAACAAGAACGAAAGCUGACGGCUGACACACAACACACACACACACACACAGAUAAAGACAGUCCGGUGUUCAGCUUCUCUCCCUGAUGAAGUGACCGAGCUGUGGGAGUUUGGAGUGAGAAAUCUGGAGCAUCUGGACUGAAGGUCGGGGAGAAAAACUGCAACCAUGCUGCGGCAGUCUCUGAACAUCCUGAUGCAGUUUGGCUCGGCUGCAAAGUCACAUGAUGCCACUGAACUCCUGCACGAGGACCUGGUUAUGGUGGAGCAGCGUGUGGAGCCGGCUAAGAAGGCGGCUCAGGUUCUGCACAAGAAGCUGCAGGGCUGCAUGCACAGCCACACUGGGCUGGACGCUGAGAAACGGAUGAAGAAGCUUCCUCUGAUGCUGCUCUCUGUCAGCAUGGCGGAGAGCCUCAAGGACUUCGAUGCAGAGUCCUCCAUCAGGAGGGUGCUGGAGAUGUGCUGCUUCAUGGAGAAGAUGCUGGCCAGCAUGCUCGCAGACUUUGAGAUGAAGGUGGAGAAAGAUGUUUUGGAGCCGCUGAACAAGCUCAGCGAGGAUGAUUUACCAGAGAUUCUCAAGAACAAGAAGCAGUUUGCAAAACUCACUACAGACUGGAACAGCGCCAGAACCAAGAGCCAGGCCAGCACGGGUCCUCAGGCAAAGCAGGACGGGCUGAGGGAGGAAGUGGAAGAAGCCUGGAGGAGGUUAGAGAACAUCAAGGAUCAGUACUCUGCAGAUCUGUAUCACUUUGCAACCAAAGAAGACGACUACGCUAACUACUUCAUCCGUCUUCUGGAGCUGCAGGCCGAGUAUCACAAACACUCCCACGAGUUCCUGGACAAAAACAUCAGCGAGCUCAAAGAGAACCACAGUCAAAAAGGGUCACAGCUGAGCCUCUCCAAUCAGAAGGUGUACGGCGAGCCUCUUCUCUCUCAUCUGUCUGAGAGCAACAGAGAAAUCGCUGUUCCCAUCGAGGAGUGUAUCCACAUGUUGCUGAGAACAGGCAUGACUGAGGAGGGUCUGUUUCGUCUGGCGGCAGCCGCCUCGGUGGUGAAGAGGCUGAAGAUGUGUUUGGACCAGGAAGCGGUCGACCACAGCGAGUUCAGCAUGGACCCUCACGCUGUGGCCGGAGCUCUGAAGGGUUACCUGCGAGAACUUCCCGAGCCUCUAAUGACCUCUGAACUCUACAACGACUGGUUUAAAGCAGCAGGGGAAAAAGACCUGCCAGAGAAACUGGAGCAGUUCAGAGUACUACUUAAACAACUGCCGCCUGAAAACUACAACAACCUCAGGUGUUACCUGGUCCAGUUCUUGUCUCUGUUGUCCGAGCAGGCAGCCGUCAACAAAAUGUCUCCGAGUAACAUCGCCAUCGUCCUGGGGCCCAACCUGCUGUGGCCCCGAUCUGAAGGGGAAGCGUUUGACAUGGCCUCAGCUUCUUCGGUCCAAGUGGUGACGGUCAUCGAACCUCUCAUUCAGUACAGCUCCAGCCUCUUCCCCGAAGCUCUAUCUUUUGAGAUCCCCGUCCUUCCCGAGGUGCCGGACGUGUCCCAAGAAGUUCCAGAUUCCCAGUCUCUGAUCCCAGAAAAGGAUAAACUGAGCAGAACCGUCUCCUCCACCUCAUCCACAGCCUCCUCCUGCUCCUCCUAUCACACGGCUCUCUCAAAGUCAAACAGCACAGCCUCUCAGGACAGUGGAAGCUUCUGCCUGGUGAAGUCUGGCUCUAUAAGUCGCAGCGGCACCUCCAUGUGGGCGAGCCCUGUCAACGAAACACCAAACCUUCAAAAUACAUCAUCCAGCAGCUCUUCCUCCCUCGAUCCCAGUCCCUCCUGCAGCUCCACGGCUCCUCCUAAAGCAACGGGAUCCGCUCCAAACCCGGGUCAGAGCCGCAGUCCCUCCCAGAAGCAGAGCGCCGAUCAGAACCUGCUGGAGCCGAUUCUGGAGGCUCCUCCGGACUCUCCAAGAGCUCUGGUCAAGAUCACCUUGCCUUACAAACCAAAGAGAUCUUUCAGCGUGGUCAAAGCUAACGUGGGGAACGAGCCGUGUUCAGUCCAGUUCUCUAAACCCAAACCACCGGCCCCCCCGAAGCUCCAGCCCCCCCCUCUCCGCACCUCUCCCACGGACACAAAGACCCCCUCUACGGCCCCGCCCAUAGCGGCACCCCGAGGUGUGGAGGCCAACCUCAGAAAGCCUCCCCCCUCCAAAAAGCCUGGACUCAAAGCUCCAAAGUGCCCUCCUCCACUUCCUCCACCUUCACAGGCCAAAGAGGUUCCUUCUUGAGUUCAGUGAGGACAUAUUCACAUGAAACGUUGACUUUAAUUAUAUUUUAAAUGUCAACAACUUUCACAUAAUGAGGUUAGUUGAAGGCAAUAAUAUUAAGUUGCAUUUUCUAUUUAAACUUGAUAGCAUUGCUUUCUACUAACCUAAUACAGUUAUGUGACAUUUGUUGACAUAAUACAUUUAAAUAAAGUCAACGUUUUAGUUUUUUUCCUUAAUCAGAUGGAUUUUCUUGUUGUAGUUCUUUAAAAAGGAUCUGAAAAUGUCUUAGUUACUAUAUAUUUUUAUAUUUUCAAUCUUUGCCGUUCAAUAUAUUCAAGUUUUGCCGCUUAAAUCAAUUUUUCUGGCCUGUAAACCUCUCUGGAACCAGCUUUAUUUAUUUAUUCUUAAGCUCCAGGUGUCCUAUCUUUCCCAGAAUGCACAGAAGUUCAAGCUUAAAAUAAUAGCUAUGCAGUUCAUAUGAAAUCCAGCCGUCCAAAACCAAUGUUGAUUGCCGUUUGUUGUUUUUUAGGGAGUAUUUUUCUAUACAUUUACAAAAUAAAAGUAUCAUAUGAGUUUAAGUAUGGUAAAAACAUGUAUGAACCUUGAUGGAUUGAGGUUUAAUGUAAAUAACAAUGUUUUUACAACCACCUUUCCAGCCUACAUUAAACACUGUAAAUAAAUGCAUAUCCAACCUAAUUAAAAACA
Messenger RNA from Gymnodraco acuticeps, 3030 nucleotides. RefSeq names its product SH3-domain binding protein 1 (gene sh3bp1). Gene Ontology annotation, molecular function: protein binding; GTPase activator activity. Gene Ontology annotation, biological process: regulation of actin cytoskeleton organization; signal transduction; positive regulation of GTPase activity. The record is from RefSeq and is a predicted model, not a curated record. Lineage: Eukaryota; Metazoa; Chordata; Actinopteri; Perciformes; Bathydraconidae. Gene Ontology annotation, cellular component: cytosol; intracellular anatomical structure; cytoplasm.